UGCCGUCAUACACGUACACCUACACAACUCCUCUCAGAGGUUGUAGGGAGAUCAACAGUUUACAUUUUCAGACAGCCUGUGUGUUGAGGAGAUUUCUUCAUACCUCACUGUUUAGGUUGUCUUUUUUGUUGUUUAUAUCUACAUCUUUAGUUUAACAGAAGAUUGCAAAAUGAUUUUUUUUGGACUGUUGUUUUUUGUUCUGGCUUUAUCAAACUUCUGUACUAUCAAUAGCAGGCCAACGGGUGUCCACCUGCGUAACAUGGACAGCUUCAUCCGUGCUGUGCAGCAGGUUGAGGACUCCAACCCCGGUCUGUCCUCCCUGGCUUUGGUCAGGGCCUUGCGGAGGACCGCCGGCCACGACGAUGCAAUGACCAUCCACUUCCUGGGUGCUUCAUUUAAUCAUAGUGAUACUGAGGUCCUCGAGACAGCUAUCCUCAAUGCCUCGUCCUUCAGCUUUUUUGACAAGGCCAUUCACCACAUUGUGACAGAUUACGGAGAGGAACGAGGCGUGGUUCUCGCUCCAGAUGGCACCACGGUUGCCCUUGCACCCUUAUUGCUAGGAAUCGAAUCAGGACUGAAAGCUCAGACAGAGGCGACACCAGCUGUUGGUAUCUUCCCUCUCACCUUAGGCAGGACCCUGGGCCUGUCCUUCCUUAGCCUCCAGGAUUUUCCACCAUCUAGUCGCCUGGGGCCUAACGGAUGCUGGGACAGUGUGGACCACCCUAAGGUGUUCAAGCUGUCUAGACCUGCCACUCUGGCCACUGAUGCUGUUAUUAAUGCAGGCAUGGAUGGAGCUAUACUGGGCAUGGACCUCAGCAGUCUACCUGCAUCUGAACAGCCACCGGCCCUAAGUGAAAUUUUAAAAGGAUACUAUAGCUUUAUCCUGCAUGAGGGGCAGGGUCUUGAUGGUUUGUCCAGUCAUGUUAGCCCAAGACGGAGGGAGAUCUCCAGAUCCAUUCUGGAGCCCCUCGAUCUUCACAGCAAGGUGAUGGAGACGCUAGCAUUGGUCUGGAAAUUGGAGAAGACAGAAUGGAUUAGUCUGGACACAGGAGUCGGGAAGGCAGUGAAGGAUGGAUUGCAGGCAUUUGUACACAAAUACUGGGACUGCCCUCAGUUUAUCCCUCGCUGUCAGUGGGGGGCAAAGGCCCACAAGGGUACACCUAUCCCACUGUCUCUGCCCCUACAAUAUCUCUACGUUCAUCACACCUAUGAGCCAUCCUCGCCUUGUUUGUCCUUCCCAAACUGCUCUCGCAACAUGAGAGCCAUGCAGCGUUACCACCAGGAAGACCGUGGGUGGAAUGACAUUGGAUACAGCUUUGUGGUUGGCUCUGACGGCUACAUUUAUGAAGGCAGAGGUUGGAACCAACUUGGCCGACACACCAGGGGACACAAUGCCAUUGGGUAUGGCGUGUCAAUCAUUGGUAACUAUACUGCUACCCUGCCGUCUCGCCAUGCCAUGAACCUGCUGCGCCAUCGUCUAGUCCGCUGUGCGGUAGAUGGAGGAAGACUGGCUCCCAGCUUCACCAUCCAUGGCCACAGACAGAUGGUGAACUACACUGCCUGCCCUGGAGAUGCCCUCUUUUCAGAAAUAAGAAGCUGGGAGCACUUCAGGGAAACUGACUCUUCAAAAACAGAAGAAUGAAAGGACUGGCCCACUGUAAUAAAUAAAUGUUUCUAA
This is a messenger RNA of Scomber japonicus (chub mackerel), 1678 nucleotides long. Its product is annotated as N-acetylmuramoyl-L-alanine amidase-like. Gene Ontology annotation, molecular function: zinc ion binding; peptidoglycan immune receptor activity; N-acetylmuramoyl-L-alanine amidase activity. The transcript has 5 exons. The coding region runs from base 170 to 1642 and encodes 490 amino acids. The record is from RefSeq and is a predicted model, not a curated record. Gene Ontology annotation, biological process: detection of bacterium; defense response to Gram-positive bacterium; peptidoglycan catabolic process. Lineage: Eukaryota; Metazoa; Chordata; Actinopteri; Scombriformes; Scombridae.